This is a messenger RNA of Arthroderma uncinatum, 1227 nucleotides long. RefSeq lists its product as uncharacterized. Lineage: Eukaryota; Fungi; Ascomycota; Eurotiomycetes; Onygenales; Arthrodermataceae. Bases 1 to 1227 code for a protein of 408 amino acids. The record is from RefSeq and is a predicted model, not a curated record. The transcript has a single exon.
AUGGCUCAAGCAGGCACGGAGCUAUUUGCAACGUCUUGGACUCUGCAUCGGCUAUCGCCUUUGUACCACGGCCAGGACUCUGCCAAACCGCUCCUCGACGCGCCAGAAUGCAUUCGCCAAUAUGCGGAUCGACUUCGCGACACGCUUACAGGCAAUGUACUGGGCGGUAUUGUCCAGUCUGCGGUGCCAUCUACUAGCGCUACGGCCCUUGAUGAUGUGCUAUCUAAAGCUGGAGCAUUGCAGGAGUGCAAAUGGACAAACAUUCCGACAUGGAGCUACUGGAAUGAAGAACAUUCUAUACUAGAAGACCCGGACCAGGAGUCUCCCCUAGUUCUUACUUCAGACCAAUCUGCGGGGAUUCUUAUUACUCUACAAUACGAGAAUACCAAUUAUAAAGCUGUUCUGUUGGCCGGGCCAGAUGGAUAUCGCCACGAGGACGUCCGCGGAGCAGAAGGCACUACAUUUCUACCAUUGCUGGUAACGCGAAUGCCAAACGCGUUGAGGCAGGCGCUGAUAUCUUUCUUGUCUGAGACAUUUGACACUCGAGUCUCCCUAUUGCGUCUCCCUUCGAGCUUCUUAUGCAGUGCUCUUGAGAAAUAUUUAGCGACGCUCAAUCGCGGUAGCAUCCGGGCGAAUAGACGCGCAGGCCAGACAUCGACAUCAACAGUGGAAUCCCGCGCGUUUAUAGAGUCUGUUGUGAAAGAAGUGCAGUUAACACUCUCAUUCCCACCACCUGUCUCUACGGACCUGAAAUUGCUUGAUGUACAUCUUCCACGCGAAUCUUUGAGUGCAUUCUACGCUCAUGGCCUUGGAGCUCUUGAGACAGAUAACGACAACAACAAUGAUAGUGGGGAGAUUGGGGUCCCAACAGCACCAUUUUUAACUGCUUUUUCGAAAUACUUUGACCAUAAUCUUGCUAUGAAGCUGGACAUGACGGAUUUUGCGGGGAAAUCUACCACCUCAACAGGAAGCAGUACGAAGGGAAAGCUUAUCAGGUUGACAAAAGUCUCUUGUGGUGCGUUUGUACUUGGUUCAGAAGGUAGAAUAAAAUUGCUUGCCAACCCCGGUCGUGCUAUCCUUUUGGAUGAUUCUGAUAUCGAAGGAGAGGGUGACGGGAUUGAUAUCGAUGAAAGACACAAGGGACUUGUGUGGAGGGCGAACGAGGAUUUACUACGAGCUUUGAUUGCAAGGGCCGUGGGAGAAGGCAGGAUGGAAGUCAGGGUUUGA